GUCAUAUUUAUCUCGUUCAUUAUUGACUUCAAUACAGUAUUAUUUUAUUAUUUUUCAUUAUUAUCGGCCCCGCGAAGACUGAAAGGGCAAGUAACAUUCUGGUAACAGCACCAAAGCCUACCGGCCCAGCGCGCAGGGGCGCCCUUCCAUUCCCUUGUUGGCGAUGUUAAACGCCGUCCAACAAAUGAGAUGGCCUCGGAGCAGAGAAUUAAUGUUCCGUGGAGCCGUCGCUGCAUGAAGGCACACGCAGCGUCAGUGUGAAUCGUGAUGUCUCUUGCAGAUUGGGGAGCCAGCCAAUUUCCAGCCCGUUGACCGCUGCAUGUUCCUUGAAAGUUCCAGAAGACCCCCCCUCCCCCCAGCCACACGUGCAGAAGUCCAGCCAGGCCAGGCUUCUGGGCCUUGGAGGAGAAGCCAGGUCGAAAAGUGGCAAGCGACGAUGCACACACAUCCCCUCAUGUGUUUUAUGUUGAAUGGAAACGAGGCUGACGUCGGGCCUGUGUUACCGAGAGCCGCUGUCGGGACGAAUGGCACGAUUGGUAUUGGCAUUGGAAUUGGCAUUGGCAUCGCCCUACAGGGCCCCGCUGCUCCCUUCUGCUCAAGUCUAUCUACAUACAGUAGAGUUUGGAACGGGUCCUUCCCCGAGUGAAGCAGGUCCCACACUUGGGCCAGGAGGCCCAAUACUUCCGUUAGCGUGAUGAGUUCCUGGGAACUCGACGGUCAACUGCUUGCCAGCAGGGCAGGAUUUUAGCAUGGACGAUCUCUCGCUUUCAUUUUCGUGCUUGUGAGGCUGGUUGACUGCAUUGCGAAUUCGUGGGCAGUGGGCAGACGUUCCGCACCUGAGCCAUGAUUAUUCUGCAAAGACUUGGCCGUCUUCCUCUCUAUGGCCAUAGUAGUGCAGGACUCAUGCUGUCGAGAUUGCCAUUAGUGUAGCAUGAAAGCGAGUGGGCUUGGGGGGGGUGGUUGCGGGCGUGGCCAGAAAAUGAUCGAUCUCGAACUGACAUGAAGAGCGAGAUGAAGUUCAGGGCUGGUCGGU
Messenger RNA from Hyaloscypha bicolor E, 1033 nucleotides. RefSeq lists its product as uncharacterized. Lineage: Eukaryota; Fungi; Ascomycota; Leotiomycetes; Helotiales; Hyaloscyphaceae. The transcript has a single exon. The coding region runs from base 455 to 646 and encodes 63 amino acids. The record is from RefSeq and is a predicted model, not a curated record.